Molecule: messenger RNA, 776 nt
Organism: Gambusia affinis (western mosquitofish)
Lineage: Eukaryota; Metazoa; Chordata; Actinopteri; Cyprinodontiformes; Poeciliidae
Exons: 4
Coding region: 39-776 (245 amino acids)
Cellular component (GO): membrane
Source: RefSeq, a predicted model, not a curated record
AAUGGAGACCAGUGGGUGUUUGGGAUCCUAACUGGAACAUGAGCUCAGCUGCUGUAGUUUGUGCUGAACUGGACUGUGGUUCUGCUGUUUCAGUAAAAAAUUCAAAGGAAACUUCAAAGAGACCAGUUUGGUGGAUCUUUUCUGACUGUUUGCAGUCAGGAUCUGCAUUAAAGAACUGUUUACCUUAUGAUAAAAACAGUGAUCAGAGCCUUGAGCUCAUCUGCUCAGGUCUGCUGGUUGAGCCGCUCAUCUUCCUCUCUUCCUCCACUGACGGGGUCUCCACAGGCAGAAAGCAGGGGUCUGAGCUCCUCAUUGGAUCAAGUUUCAGCAUCAUGUGCUCCAUCAGACCUCAGUAUGAAGGCGGCUCCUUCCAGCUCAUCUUCAGCACCUCUAACUACACUCAGAACCACACCCUGCCAGCUGUUAAUCACUCCGCCCUCUUCCUGUUCUCUGCUGCUGGCCACGCCCACCAAGGAACCUACCGCUGCGUUUACCACGUCUACGUUUUCUCCUAUAACUUCUCCUCUAUGAGCCAGCCUCUCAACCUCACUGUCUCAGGUAAACUCAUGGAGUCCAUCAGGAAAAGUUCUGCUUCAGUUUCAGCCUAUCUCACUGCUUUGAUCAUCAGACUGGUUGUCAUCCUUCUGGGUUUGCUGGGAUCAGUCCUGGUCCUCUACUUUAAGGCCAGGAGAAACCAGAAGUCUGGACCAGAAAACAACCAUCAUGAUGAAGGAUCCAGAGCUGAAGGCAGCUUAGAGGAGGAGACUGCAGUCUGA